This is a messenger RNA of Spodoptera littoralis (African cotton leafworm), 1820 nucleotides long. NCBI's taxonomy places the organism in Eukaryota, Metazoa, Arthropoda, Insecta, Lepidoptera, Noctuidae. The record is from the annotation of a GenBank genome assembly.
AUGAUGGAUGAAAAACUACCUAAAAGUUUGAAACCACUGCCCAGCAGUCCUAAUGAAGCUCAAACCGGUCCAACUGAUAAAAAUGCUGAAGAUGAAGUUGCUAAAGAAGAUCCCAGUCCUUCCUUCUUUGAGGAUUGGCUACCACCGGAAUUAUUGGUUAGGGAAUUUACGGCAUUGCCGACGUACAUAGACAAAAAAGGCAUAAUUUACUUAUAUGACAGUCAUAUAAAACACACACGGGAACUUAUACGCAAAGAAUUAAUUGCAAUCUCUUGUGUGAAUUAUAAAGAUCCAGACCCAGAGGCAAUGUUUAGAAAAUGGAGUGUGGGGCAACCAUGCGUAGUACUAGAAUCAACGUAUGAGCCCUUUAGAGGACGAGUGCUUGAAAGCAAUCAAAAAAGAGAUCUUUUCAUAGUGAAUAUCAUAGGUUAUGAAGGCACGGUGGCAUUAGCAGAGAUAAGGUAUACAAGUGGAGUUCAUCCAGAAGAACUGAUGAAUACAGUCUCCUCUACAAAAAUGGAAAUAGCAGAAGAAGGAAACAUGGAUGAAAAUUCAUUAGUUAAAAGUAUGGAAUCGCUGCUCUGCAACCCUAAUGAACCUCAAGCCGUUCCAGCUGAUAAAAAUACCGAAUAUGAAGUUGCUAAAGAAGAUCCCAGUCUUUCCUUCUUUGAGGACUGGCUACCUCCAGAAUUACAAGUUAGGGAAUUUACGGCAUUGCCAACGCACAUAGACAAUAAGGGCAUAAUUUAUUUAUAUGACGUUCACCUCAAACAUUGUCUUGCUAAGUCUUGUGUGAGUUUUAAAGACCCUGACCCAGAAGCAAUGUUUAGAAAAUGGAGUGUUGGGCAACAAUGCGUAGUACUACAUUCUACAAAUCAGCCCUAUAGAGGACGAGUGCUUGAAGUCAAUCAAGAAAGUAAAACAUGCGUCGUUCAUAACAUAGACCAUGGGUAUGUUGAAACGUGCUCCUUUGGAAAGUUAAGAGAAGCUGUUCCUCUCAGUCACAUCCCACCGCAUUCACUUAGAUGCUCGUUAAAUCGUAUACGUCCCAAAGGUACGACAUGGGACGAGGAAACAUUAAACUACCUUCGCAAAUCCAUUGUUGAAAAAGAAUGCUUUGUAAAAGUGGUCGGUGAUGAAGUAGACGGCGUCGUACCAAUAGAGCUACGGUAUGAGACCCUCUGGGUCAAUGAUUACUUAGUCAAUGUUCAAAGGGCUGAAUACCAAGAUAGUUGGAUUAUUAAAAAGAACAAAGAAUUGAUAAUCCAAGCAGGUUCAAGCUCAAAGGAAAAUGAAGACUCUGCAAUAACUGCCAAGUUUCCUACAUACCCAAAAUAUUAUGGAAAUAAAUUUAUUUGCGAUAUCGUUGAAAUUCACGAUGUUAAUACAUUACCUGUUCAUCUUAUGUUCGAUGAUGAAAGUGUUUACACGAUUUAUGAAGAUAUGUCCAUGAAGCUCCAGUGUGAAUACGUGAACAUGUCACCACUGGACGGAAUAUUUGAGAAUAAACCAUGUAUUGCACUAUGCUCAGCAGACAAUCACUGGUACCGAGCAUCAAUUCAACAAUAUAACAAAACACAAGGUCUCGUUAAAAUAAGGUAUGUUGAUCAUGGUCACACGGACGUCAUACCAGUAGCAGAUAUUCGAGAGAUAAGUCAAAAGUGGCUAAAGCAUCCUCCUGCCACUUUAUCUGUUAAAUUGUUUGGCUUGCACUUGAACCGUGACAAAGAAAUCAGUGAAGUAGUCAAACAUUUCUCCGAAGUUUUUAUAGAAAGAUUCUUUUUAAGAGAACUUUUUAUAGUGAAUAUCAUAGGUUAUGA